This is a messenger RNA of Myripristis murdjan (pinecone soldierfish), 4125 nucleotides long. It is a transcript of the gene ablim3, whose product is annotated as actin binding LIM protein family, member 3. The transcript is spliced from 23 exons. Gene Ontology annotation, cellular component: stress fiber; actin cytoskeleton. Gene Ontology annotation, biological process: cytoskeleton organization; lamellipodium assembly; cilium assembly. NCBI's taxonomy places the organism in Eukaryota, Metazoa, Chordata, Actinopteri, Holocentriformes, Holocentridae. Gene Ontology annotation, molecular function: actin filament binding. The coding region runs from base 649 to 2712 and encodes 687 amino acids. The record is from RefSeq and is a predicted model, not a curated record.
CUCCAAAAGAAUUGUUUAGCAUGUACAUUUUAGGAGAUAAUACCCAGAUUAUAAACAAUAUCUGUUACCUAAACAAAAUACAUUCUAAGAUUUUUUUUUAAUUAAAAAAAAAAAAAAAAAAAGGGCCCGAGAGGCUUUAUUUUGAAAGGUAUGACCGGAUAUGUAAUAAUUCAUUCAGAGUGGCUUUAUACAUGAAAAGCGCACGGUGACAGCGCACAGGCAGGGACAACACGGCGGAGGUGGAACCAGCCGGGAGCGAAAAUGUGAAGGUGGAAUGCGACCGGGCAACAUUGUAUUGUCAUUGGCGUUUGUUUCUUUUUUUUCUCCUCUCCAAAUAACAACAAGCCUUCCCACACAGCACGAACAGGAGCUCACACUGGAAUCCAUCAACACUGGGAAUAUCCUCGCUUAUCUAUCCCAUUCUCCCCGUUAUCUUUCUCCUCUUUCUGGCUGCGUCCACCUUCUCAGAAAUUGACUGGAACCAGUGUUGCGGAGAUGCGCUGAGUGGGGAGCAUCAUCUACGGUCACUGGAUUGCCAUAUUACACAGAUUUCAAGGAACAGAAGUGCUCAUUGAAGAGGUUCCCCUGUGAUUUAUGGGAUUAUUUUCGAGGAAGCGGCUUUGUUUUAGAUAAGAUCCGUUGGGCAUCAUGAGUUCCAGUGCAGCACCCAAUCAAGGCUUGACGGGCGGCGAGCGGAGCUCUGGACCAAUCCGAUGCCAGCGUUGCCGGGAGAUGUGCAAGGGUGAGGUGGUGCGAGUCCAAGACACCCACUUUCACGUCAAGUGUUUUACCUGCGCAGUAUGCAACUGUGAUCUGGCACGAUCGGGCUUCUUCCAGAAGAAAGGCGAGUACAUAUGCACAGCGGACUACCAGCGUCUGUACGGCACCCGCUGUGACCGCUGUGACAGCUUCAUCACAGGAGAGGUGGUUUCAGCCCUGGGACGCACUUACCACCCCAAGUGCUUUGUCUGCAGUGUCUGCAGGAGGCCUUUCCCCAUUGGAGACAGAGUGACAUUCAGUGGAAAGGACUGCGUCUGCCAGCAGUGUUCACACACACUCAUCAAAUCAAACGAGCCGAUCAAGAUCCAUGGGCCGAGCCACUGUGCGGGAUGCGGGGAUGAGAUCAAGCAGGGUCAGUCUCUCCUGGCACUGGAGAAACAAUGGCAUGUCAGCUGCUUCAGAUGUCAGACGUGCAACAUGGUCCUCACUGGGGAAUACAUCAGCAAGGAUGGAGUGCCAUACUGUGAGGCAGAUUACCACGCUCAGUACGGGGUGAAAUGUGAGACCUGCAGCAGAUACAUCAGUGGAAGGGUGCUGGAGGCUGGAGGGAAACAUUACCAUCCGACUUGUGCCCGCUGUGCCCGCUGCAACAUGAUGUUCAAAGAGGGGGAGGAAAUGUACCUGACAGGAUGUGAGGUGUGGCACCCAUUAUGCAAGCAGGCAGCCAGGGCAGAGAGGAGACUCAGGCACAGACGCCUGUCAGAAACUUCCAUCUCUCCGCCAGGCUCCUCCAUCGGCUCUCCCAGCAGGGUUAUAUGUGCCAGAGUGGAGAAUGAGAUCCUAGAUUAUAAGGACCUAGCUGCCCUGCCAAAGGUCAAGGCCAUUUAUGAGGUCCAACAGCCAGACCUCAUAUCCUCCUCAUACCAGCCCUACCACAGAUACACCUCUGAUGACAGGCUAGACACUUACAGCUAUGGGGAGUCACUUGGGACUCUCUCUCCCUAUUCUCAGGACUACGACAGCCUGGAUAUGAAGCAGAGGCGGUGCUCCAGUCCAGGUUAUAUCGACUCCCCAACGUAUAGCCGUCAGGGCAUGUCUCCCAUCAUGCCUCGCUCUCCGCAGCACUAUGGCUACCCCGGCUCUGAGAGUGGCAGGAGCUCACCUUAUUACGGCCAAGAGGGGCGGUCAAGCACCCCCACCACAUACCAGCCCCCUAAACAUUUUCAUGUACCAGCCACAGGGGACCCCAACAUCUACAGGAAGCCUCCCAUCUAUAAGAGAACGGCCACUAAAAGCAGGACCAGUGAGGACAUCCUUAGAUCUUCCAGACUCUCCACCUACUCUCCUGAACCAUAUGCCCAGUCUGAAUCUGACUACUACCCAUACAGCAGCUCCCCCAAGGCCUAUCGGGCUCCGAGAAGGCGGUUCUCGACAGGAGGAGAUGAAGAGAGCUGGAGUCAGAGUCUUCAAAGAAUUGGGAGUGGCAUCGGCAGGAUGAUCCUAAAGGAGGAGAUGAAAGCCAGAUCUGGUUCCUAUGACAACGACCCCUGGGGCAGUGCGAGGAAUUCUCGUAGUGGGAGCAAGGAAACACUUAACACUACAGGCUAUGGUACCACAGCUUACAACAACACUGUCAACGGAUCUCCUAGGUCUCAGUACAGCACUGAUAGUGAUUAUGUGUGUAAAUCAGCUUCCCUGCCAGGAUACGGACGUAAUGGCAUCCAGAGGCCUCAGAGUGCAGAUUGCUACCAAUACCAAUAUGACAGCGAGGCCAACUGGGGAAGCAGAGAAUACAAGAUUUACCCCUAUGAAGCGCUCAUUGUCACCACCAGGGGGCGGAACAGGUUGCCCAAAGAUGUAGACAGAGCCAGACUGGAGCGCCACCUGUCCCCAGAGGAGUUCGUCCAAGUGUUUGGCAUGACCGUGGAGGAUUUUGAUCGGCUGGCCCUGUGGAAAAGGAAUGAGUUAAAGAAACAGGCCCGGCUCUUUUAAAACAUUUACGGAAGUUCGGCCAUAACUGGAGCAAGAGACUCAAAACAACUGUGUGAAGGGCGGGAGGGGCGGGAGGGAGUGGGAGGGGGGUAAGAGAGCGAUUUGAAGAACUCUACCCGGUUUCACUGCCAUGGCUGAGAACCUGUUCUUGAUCUCCUCAUACUACAAACCAAAAUCUGCUCACCUUAGCGUGGACUUCUGGGACACACAUACACACACACAUAUACACACAGAAGGAAGGCCAGAGAGAAAUUAUACGCAGAUGGACAGAUUCACUGUUACACUGUUGCCUGUGUGAUUACGGCUGUGUCUUUUACUCCUCCAUCCUCCGGUAAAGUCCAUUGAAGUAGUCACUGAUUAGACUAGCACAAACUGGAGUGGUGUUUAAGCAAUAGAGAUUGUAAGCCUGGUGGCCAUAUACAGUAGUGUUGUACGUACUUUUCUUAGGGAUGGAGGAUGGAAGAAGGCAUGGCUGUGCCCCUGUGAGGUCAUACGACGGGACGACUGUGACCUAAGCAGCAGUACCAAUACAUAAUGAGGAGAAUUUUGGCUUUGCCUUAUAAUACCAUUGUUAUGCUCUCUUAGUUAUGAGUGUGCAGCACCAGCAAUCUGAAUGAGUAGAAUGUAGAUAUAUCAUUUAUGACACUUUAUCAGCGUGAAUGAAUUGGAUGGAAGACUGAGUGAGUGAGAAUACAGCAUCACUUUGCUUUGGUUUAUAAGGAUACAUGGAUGCAUACUGUUUACCUGUCCCCAUUUUUCCCCCUCACACACAUACACACAUACACACACACACACACACACACAUACACACAAUACUGUGGAUCCUUCUAGUUUACACUGAUUAUUAUAGAAAAAAAAACAAGCAAUUUGAGGUGGAUAAUUUUUAAUUGUAUGCGUGACCUUCUUUGAUUUGUGUGAAAAUGAAAGCCAAAGUGAGAAUGCAAAUAUAUACAGGUUAGAAAAUCACUUCCAUGUAAUGUUCUGGUCAAAUAUAGCUAAGGGUCACCUAUAGAAACGGUUUACCAUGCAACUGGAUGGUAACCUAAAAGAAUGUGCAAUCAAGUAGAUUUAAUAGAAAAAGGGACACAUCACCAGUACAGUCCUCCCAUUCCACCUUUUCCAGCUCCACCUCUCAUUACAAUACCACUACAACAUAUUUCAGAUCAGGUGUUUUUUUUUUUUUUUUUUUUUUUAACGGUUUAUUCAGACAGUAGCCAUAUAUACAUCUACAUCUAUUGUUUGUUUGAAUGAUUACCCAAUAAUUUUGUAGCUACAGAGAUUUUAUUCACUCACGGUGAAAUGUUCUGCAAGGUAUAACACAUUGACAAUAAUCCAGGGUUGUUGAGGAUUUUCCUUGCUUUGAAUAUUGUUAUUUUGAUUUUGUCACUAAAAAAAAUUAAACUGAAAUUCAAA